Vigna angularis (adzuki bean) is the source of this 1168-nucleotide messenger RNA. RefSeq lists its product as uncharacterized. The transcript has 5 exons. The coding region runs from base 188 to 1051 and encodes 287 amino acids. Lineage: Eukaryota; Viridiplantae; Streptophyta; Magnoliopsida; Fabales; Fabaceae. The record is from RefSeq and is a predicted model, not a curated record.
CACCUCCAAUUCCCGCCUGCUACCUUCCACUGUUUAAAACAUUCCCUAUUCUUUCAGAUAUUUGAAAAUGGAUCUUCACCUUCUUCUUCGUUUCGAUUCCAACUUCCCAAAUAUGAAACUCAGAGAGAAAAUCUAGCUCAAAUCCGUUUUCCAUCUUUACACAAUUCAAAACCCUAACACUCCAAAAAUGUCAUCACCGUUAACCUACCCUGUGGUGGUCGACGACAAGGACCUCGAUGACGCCGCACUGUGGGCCAUGAUCGACUCCGCCUCCGCCUCGCACUCCUCUUCCAAGAGAAAGGCCCUCGUCGCCUCCAACCCCCCACAACGCCAGCCCCCUUCCCGGAUCUCCAACCCGUCGCCACCACUGUCUAAUUUUCGGAAGGUUCUCCGCGACUCCGGCGACAGCGGCGAGGUGGUGCAAGACCGAUGGCCCUACCGUCCGCCGCGGAAGGCCCCGAGGUUGUGUGCCUCCGAAGAGAGCAGCCCGCUCGCGCUGAUCAGGAGCGUGCAAAGGACGCCGCCGCCGAAGGACUUAUCGUCGCCUGAUGCGCUGGAGCUAAGCUGCUACACGGAGGUCUCACCGAGGCGGUGCUUCGUGAGGAACGAGGCAGAGGAGAAGGAGAGCGGCAUUGGACAUAGCUUGCUUGGAAUGUUUCCUUCGGUUUCGUUGUUUAAGGAGUACCAGAAUGCUGCUAUGGCGAUUUUGGAAAAAACUGAUUACACUUUGAUUUCGGGGAAUCCUUUCAUUAAGAAGUCAGGUUGGAGAAAGAUAUCUUGUUACUUCAAUAUUUCUUAUGAAAUCAGGGACAGAAAUAUUGAGUUUGAUGAGAAUCGCAAUGUUCAGCGUGCUGAGUUUGUGAUUCGUGCGCACAUGCAGGGCGGCAGGUUCUCCGAUGGAUGGGGCUCUUGUGAUCGACGUGAAAAAAGAUUCCAGAAGCCAAAUCAUGAUAUUCCUAGCACAGCAGAGACUAGAGCAAAAAAUAAAGCUUGUCAAGACUUGCUAGGAAUUGGAGAAUACCGACCUAGUGUAAGUAAUCAAUUGCAUUGAUGUUAUACUUUUGCAACAAUUUAACUUGCCCUGAUAUUUGUUGAUGGGUAAAUGUUUUCUUAAUGUAUCUUAUUCAUUAAAAAUGAUAGCAAAUCCUCGGAGGUGUUCUUCAUUGUA